Messenger RNA from Andrographis paniculata, 2315 nucleotides. RefSeq names its product serine carboxypeptidase-like 31. The transcript has 11 exons. NCBI's taxonomy places the organism in Eukaryota, Viridiplantae, Streptophyta, Magnoliopsida, Lamiales, Acanthaceae. Gene Ontology annotation, molecular function: serine-type carboxypeptidase activity. Gene Ontology annotation, cellular component: vacuole. The record is from RefSeq and is a predicted model, not a curated record. Bases 939 to 2315 code for a protein of 458 amino acids. Gene Ontology annotation, biological process: proteolysis.
AACUGCAGACGCAUUCACGAGCUCUAUGGAAGUAUAGGGUUUUGUUUGAUUGGGAUUCCUGAAGAGAUUUGUAUAAUUGUAUUCAAGUAGGAAAAACAGUGAGAUCUAUUGCCCUCUAGUGCUCAUUCUUCGCCGGCGCCUGGUUUGGAAUGAUUGUGAUCUGAAAUUUUGUACUUUAUUCUCUGUCUCUGCUAUCCUUCUAACAGAUAGCUUUUAGUUCUUAAAAAUAUUAUUCACUGUUUAAUUCAAUCAGUAUGUUUAUUAGCAAAAUACGCAUUCAGUUUUUACACGAACAAUUCAAUACAUAAACAUCCAGGAAUGAUGAUAAUAUACGUAAGUUUCAUGAUCGGUAGAAUUUAGAAGUUUAGGAGUUUCCAUGGGCGAUGCAGAUGAUGCCGCGUGGAGAGAUGUGAUGUGCCCAAAAAUAUAAGGAAUAGGAAGUGGUUAUUCUGUUGCCCUAAGGAUUAGGAUGUGAUGUAAUAAUGCUCUUCCUCGGAAUGGUGGAGUAGGGAUUUGGUGCUGAUUUCGCCCAUUUUUGGUUAUUUCUUCUCUUCCAGAUUUCGCCAGUUUUCUUUUGAUUUUUCUGUGGGGAAUAAAAAAAUAAUAAAAUUAGUGUGAUGGUUUACACGUGGGAUUUUGUUGGAUAGUGGAGAUGGUUGCGCAGAAAUGCGAAUGGAUCAUUUUGUGUGCUGUAUUAUCUUCUGUUUUUUUGUUUUUUUUUUUUUUAAGUGGGAAACAGUGACUCGGUUGCCAAGGAAUUUUGUCGCGACAUGGGUAACUGUAGGGACGAUGUGGUCGAAAACUUUGACCUUGGAGUCAGCUAAUAUAAAUCUUGGGCACAAAAGCUGCUUCUCUUUUCUCAUUAUUUUUAUAAUUUGUAUGUUUACUUUAUAACCAAAAGCUUCUUUUCAGUUGGGGGUUCAUCAUUGUAUUGUUGAAUGUGGGAUCAAAGCAGUGUUGUUCAUUCAACAAGACGUGAUACUGUUGUGGCCGUUGAAAGUCUUCCUGGCCAACCCAGUGUCACUUUCAGACACUAUGCCGGCUAUGUAACAGUAAACGAACAGAAUGGAAGGGCUCUCUUCUACUGGUUUUAUGAAGCCACAAAUCUUGCUGAUGAAAAACCUCUCGUGCUGUGGCUAAAUGGAGGUCCCGGCUGUUCUUCUGUGGGAUAUGGAGCAACACAAGAGAUUGGACCUUUUCUCGUGGAUAUGGAUGGACGAGCAUUGAAAUUUAAUCCUUUCUCGUGGAACACAGAAGCCAACAUGUUGUUCCUCGAGUCUCCAAUUGGCGUUGGCUUCUCAUACUCAAAUACUAGUAGCGACUAUGAUAUUCUGGGCGACGACUUUACAGCAAAUGAUGCUUAUGCUUUCCUGCAAAAGUGGUUCCUCAAUUUUCCCUCAUAUCGAAACCGGCCAUUUUAUAUUGCUGGAGAAAGCUAUGCAGGGAAAUAUGUUCCUGAGCUUGCUGAAAUCAUCCAUGACAAGAACAAAGAUCCCUCCUUGUUAGUUGAUCUUAGAGGCAUACUGCUGGGAAAUCCAGAAACAUGCGAUGCCGAAGACUGGAAAGGCAUGGUGGAUUAUGCCUGGAGCCAUGCUGUUGUCUCGGACGAAACCCAUGAAAUCAUCAAGCAAACCUGUGAUUUCUACAGCAACAAUACAUGGAGUAACAGCAACUGCACGGGCGCCGUGGAAGAACUACUUAGCCAGUAUAAAGAGAUUGACAUCUACAGCCUUUAUACGUCGGUUUGUAUAGGAAACUCAUCUGGUUCAUCGGAUAAAUCAGCUCACACUCUCAUCACUUCCAAGAGCUCAAUAUCGAAGAUGAUGCCAAGAGUGAUGGGUGGCUACGAUCCGUGCUUGGAUGACUAUGCAAGAUCAUAUUAUAAUCGGCACGAUGUCCAGAGGGCCCUCCAUGUUAUCUCUCAAGAAACCAAAAGUAGUGUGAGGAACUGGAGCAUAUGCAACAUGACCGUGUUCGAUAGCUGGUCCGAUUCCAAGGGAUCGGUUCUUCCCAUAUACAAGAAACUGAUUUCUGAAGGGCUCCGAAUAUGGGUGUACAGCGGAGACACUGAUGGCCGGGUUCCUGUGCUGUCGACUCGAUACAGUUUGAGCUUGUUGGGGCUUCCGAUCAAGGCGUCGUGGAGACCCUGGUACUAUCAGAAACAGGUUGGAGGAUGGUUUCAAGAGUACCAUGGACUUACAUUUGCAACGUUUAGAGGAGCUGGCCAUGCUGUCCCCAUAUUCAAACCAGGCGAGUCCCUCGCCUUCUUGGCCGCUUUUCUCGCCGGGGGAUCUCUACCUUCCCGGAGGUCAUGA